Molecule: messenger RNA, 3372 nt
Organism: Budorcas taxicolor (takin)
Lineage: Eukaryota; Metazoa; Chordata; Mammalia; Artiodactyla; Bovidae
Gene: ZCCHC2
Product: zinc finger CCHC-type containing 2
Exons: 14
Coding region: 1-3372 (1123 amino acids)
Molecular function (GO): phosphatidylinositol binding; nucleic acid binding; zinc ion binding
Source: RefSeq, a predicted model, not a curated record
AUGCUGAGGAUGAAGCUGCCGCUGAAGCCGACGCACCCCGCGGAGCCGCCGCCCGAGGCGGAGGAGCCAGAGGCAGACGCGCGGCCGGGCGCGAAGGCGCCUCCGCGCCGCCGCCGCGACUGCCGCCCCCCGCCGCCGCCGCCGCCGCCGCCGCCGCCUUCAGGCGCGCCGCGGGGCCCCCCGCUGCCGCCGCCGCCGCCGCCGUCUCGGGGGCUCGGGCCGCCUGUUGCUGGCGGGGCGGCGGCGGGGGUGGGCAUGCCGGGCGGCGGCGCGGGGCCCGCGGCGGCGGCGCUGCGCGAGCAGGAGCGGGUAUACGAGUGGUUCGGGAUGGUGCUGGGCUCGGCGCAGCGUCUAGAGUUCAUGUGCGGGCUGCUGGACCUGUGCAACCCGCUGGAGCUGCGCUUCCUCGGCUCGUGCCUGGAGGACCUGGCGCGCAAGGACUACCACUACCUGCGGGACUCGGAGGCCAAGGCCAACGGUCUCUCGGACCCGGGCCCGCUGGCCGAUUUCCGAGAGCCCGCCGUGCGCUCGCGCCUCAUCGUCUACCUGGCGCUGCUGGGCUCGGAGAACCGCGAGGCCGCCGGCCGCCUGCACCGCCUCCUGCCCCAGGUGGACGCGGUGCUCCGGAGCCUGCGCGCGGCCCGGGGCGAGGGCUCGCGGGGCGGCGCGGAGAACGAGCGCGGCGCGGAGGACGGCGGCGGUGAGGAGGAGGACGCCGAGAAGGACGGCUCCGGCCCGGAAGGCGGUGGCGCCGCGCCCCGGCCGGGCGGCGGGCUGGGGCUCAGGGCCCAGGAGGAACUGCUGCUGCUCUUCACCAUGGCCUCGCUGCACCCGGCCUUCUCCUUCCACCAGCGCGUCACCCUGAGGGAGCACCUGGAGAGGCUCCGCGCCGCGCUCCGCGGGGGCGCCGAGGGCGUAGAGGCGGCGCCGGGCCACUUGGCCGGCGCCCGGGCCCAGAAUGACUCUUCUCAUGGUGAUUAUAUGCAAAGUAAUGAGGCCAGUUUAAUAGAACAAGCCCCAAUACCUCAUGAUGGACUUACUGUGACACCUCACAGAACCCAGCGAGAAGCUGUACACAUUGAGAAGAUAAUGUUGAAAGGAGUCCAGAGAAAAAGGGCUGACAGAUAUUGGGAGUACACCUUCAAAGUAAAUUGGUCUGAUCUUUCAGUCACAACAGUAACAAAAACCCACCAAGAACUACAGGAAUUUCUACUGAAGCUUCCCAAGGAGUUGUCUUCGGAGACUUUUGACAAGACCAUCCUCCGAGCCCUGAAUCAGGGCUCGCUGAAGAGGGAGGAGCGGCGGCACCCCGACCUGGAGCCCGUGCUGAGGCAGCUAUUUUCAACUUCAUCACAAGCUUUUCUACAGAGUCAGAAAGUACACAGCUUUUUUCAGUCCAUAUCAUCUGACCCUCUACACAGCCUCAAUAACUUACAGUCCUCUCUGAAGACCUCUAAGAUAUUAGAGCACUUGAAAGAAGACAGCUCGGAAGCAUCGAGUCAAGAAGAAGAUGUGUUACAGCACGCCGUAAUCCACAAGAAACAUACCGGCAAAAGUCCCCUUGUGCACAGUGUCGGUGCAGGCUGUUCCCCGGUGGACGGGCUCCCCAUGCAGUAUGCUGAGCAGAAUGGAGUCAUGGAUUGGAGGAAGCCGGCCUGUGCCACCGUUCAGCACCAGGAGCAGUGCACGGCCUUAGUUGACCAGCAUUCAACUGAAAAACGAAGUUUAUCUUCAAUAAGUAAGAAGAAAGGAAAGCCACAAAUAGAAAAGGAGAAAAUUAAGAAAACUGACACUAGAUUGAAUAGUAGAAUAAAUGGUAUUCGCAUCUCUGCUCUUCCGCACACCCACGGUGGUUCUGUGAAAGAUGUGAGUUUGGACAUUGGAUCUGGACAUGACACGUGUGGAGAGACAUCUUCAGAGAGUUACAGCUCUCCUUCUAGCCCCCGACAUGAUGGAAGAGAGAGUUUUGAAAGUGAAGAAGAAAAAGACAGAGACACGGACAGCAAUUCCGAGGACUCUGGAAAUCCCUCGACAGCCAGGUUUACGAGCUACGGUUCUGUCGGCCAGACGGUCACGGUCAAGCCACCUGUUCAAAUUGCUUCCUUAGGAAACGACAGCGCAAACCUUCUGGAAGAUCCCUUAAGCUCAGCCAAGUAUCAGCAUCUUUCUUUCAUGCCAACUCUACACUGUGUCAUGCACAAUGGUGCCCAGAAGUCGGAGGUCGUGGUGCCUCCGCCCAAGUCUGCUGAUGGCAAGACGAUCGGGAUGCUGGUCCCCGGCCCUGUGGCGCUCUCCGCCCUGCGGGAGCCCACGGACCCCGCGGCCCUGGGCGCGCUCGGGCCGGCGGCGUCCGCCGGGGACUCGGAGAAGCCGCUGGAGCUGCUGGCGGCCCCGCUGCCGCUGCCCUCCGGCUUCCUCCCGCACGGUGGCGGCCCCGCGCUGCACCUCACCAUCCAGAGGCUGAAGCUGCCGCCGGGCCCCCCCGAGAGCUGCGCCCUGAACCUGGCGCCGCCGCCCGCCGCGGGCCUGGGCGCGGGCUCCGCGAGCGCCACCUACGGCCCCGGCCCCGGGCCCUUCCCGGGCUCCCCCGUCGCUGCCACGGACCCCGUCCCGAAGGCCGCCUCGCCGGCGGCGGGACUCUCUCCAAUGGUGCCUCAGCUGGAGGGCGGCGCGGCGGCCGCGGCCCCGCCCGCCGGCGUGAAGGUGGUGGUCCCCGCGGCCGCGCCCGCCGCCUUCCCCGGGCCGGCCGCCACGAGCGCACCGUCGGGCGCCCCGAGCCCCGCGCCCGCACCCAGCGCGAGCCCCGCGCCCAGCACGGCGCAGGGCGACGGCGCCGCCUUCCUGGGCGCGGGCGCGCUGCUGGCCCCGGCCGGCGCCUGCGGCUCGUGCGGCCGGCGCUGCGGCUGCGGCGCCGGGCUGCCGCUCGGCGGCUACUACUACCCGGGGCCGGCGCCCGGGCCGCUGUACCGCGUCUCGCCCUUCUUCAGCCUGCCCUCCCUCUGCAACGGCAGCUACCUCAGCCAGGCGCCCCAGGGCAGCGGCGGCCAGCUCCCCUUCUUCCUGCCUCAGGCCCCGUACGCCAGCGGGCUGGUGCACGACCCGGUGCUGGGCGGCCAGGCCGGCUACGGCGUGCAGCCGGUGGCGGGCUUCGGCCGGUUCUACCCCGUGUACCCGCACAGCGUGGUGGCCGGCUCGGGCGGCACGGCGCCCAAGAAGAGCGGGAGCGCCUCGUGCUACAACUGUGGCGUGAGCGGACACCAUGCGCAGGAGUGCAAGCAGUCGUCCAUGGAGGCCGGCCCACAAGGCUCUUACAGGCUGAGAUACGCACCUCCCCUCCCCCCUUCUAGUGACACGUUGGAUUCUGCAGACUGA